AUGCAUCUCUCUACUAUGCUACCCGCGACUCUGCUCGUCGCUACCGCCCUCGCGGCACCCCUCGCACCACGCGGCCCCACCAAGACGGCGGCCCCCUCCGCCGAGUCCAUCAUCCUCGCGACGGCGCCCAAGUCGUCAUCAUGCGAUUCCGCGGCUGACUUCGCCACCGAGUGUCGCACCGCCGCCCAGGCAGCCCCCUACCUCAUCAAGGCCUUCAGCGACCACAAGGUCUACGCUCCGGCCGAGAUCGCGGCCCUCCUCUCCCUCAUCGCCUUUGAGACGGGCGAUCUCAAGUACAACCGCAACCACUUCCCCGCGCCCGGCCGCCCCGGCCAGGGCACCCGCAACCUGCAGAUGAUCAACUUUAACCUCGCCUACGCUCUCGACGUGCCCGAGCUGCGUGCCGAGGCCGAGAGCAUCACCGCCGGCGCCGGUGCCGACAGCCUGACCGACGACCAGAAGAACAAGGUCCUCGAGCUCGUACUGCCAGACAAGUAUUCGUGGGCCUCGGCCGCCUGGUUCCUGACGACCCAGUGCGACGCCAGCGUCCGGACAGCGCUGCAGUCCGGCAGCCGUGAGGGACUUAACAAGUAUCUGUCCGAGUGCGUCGGUACGGAGGUCACCGACGACAGGGUGGCCUACUGGCAGCGGGCCAAGGAUGCAUUUGGCAUCUAG
Molecule: messenger RNA, 675 nt
Organism: Verticillium alfalfae VaMs.102
Lineage: Eukaryota; Fungi; Ascomycota; Sordariomycetes; Glomerellales; Plectosphaerellaceae
Exons: 1
Coding region: 1-675 (224 amino acids)
Source: RefSeq, a predicted model, not a curated record